Messenger RNA from Oryza brachyantha (malo sina), 998 nucleotides. Its product is annotated as abscisic stress-ripening protein 5-like. Bases 84 to 638 code for a protein of 184 amino acids. NCBI's taxonomy places the organism in Eukaryota, Viridiplantae, Streptophyta, Magnoliopsida, Poales, Poaceae. The transcript has 2 exons. The record is from RefSeq and is a predicted model, not a curated record.
UGUGUUCUUAGAAACACGGUGCAAGUGUGCAACAAACUCGAUCGAUCGAUCGUGUCAAGUUCCUUUAACUCUAUCGUGUCGUGAUGGCUGACGAGUACGGCCGCAGCGGCUACGGCAGGUCCGGCGCCGGCGACGACUACGAGUACGACAGGUCAGGGAACGAAGAGUACGGCCGCAACAAGUCCGGCACCGACGACUACGACCGCGACCGCAGAGGCGGGUACGACAAGCCCGUCGGCGACGACGAGUACGGCAGCGGCGGCGGCGGGUACAGGAAGCCCAGCGCCGAAGCCGACGACGAGUACGACGGGUCGUCGCGGGACGACUCGGAGAAGUACAGGAAGGAGGAGAAGGACCACAAGAAGAAGGAGCGCUUCGGCGAGGUGGGCGCCCUCGCCGCCGGCGCCUUCGCCAUGUACGAGAGGCAGCAGGUGAAGAAGGACCCGGAGAACGCGCAGCGGCACAAGAUCGAGGAGGGCGUGGCGGCGGCGGUGGCCCUGGGCAGCGGAGGGUUCGCGUUCCACGAGCGCCACGACAGGAAGGAGUCGAAGCAGGCGGCGAAGGACGCCGAGGAGGAGCAGGAGGAGGAGGAGUCCGGCCGCGGCGAGGGGAAGAAGAAGCACCACUUCUUCGGCUAGCUGAUCGCGCCAUGCAUGCAUGCCCGCGCGGCGGCGCCGGCGUCCGUACGUGUGGUGUCGCCAUGGCGCGCGCGCGUGGCGUCUGUGACUGUGUGUGCGACUGUGUGUGCGUGUAGCUGAAUAAGAGCCUGAGCUUUUGUACGUACGGGCUCAGUAUGUGCUCGUGUAUAUGAGAGUACUACGUACGUAUGCGUGUAUUUGCUGCGCCUGCAGGGUUUGUACUGUAUAAGAGGGUCUGUGCUCUCUGUACGUACAUGUUCUUCUGCCACAUGCUUGUAUACACCUUUGACUUGGGUUAAUAAUAAUAACUAUCUCUGAAUAAAAUUUUAUUGUAGCAUAUAGACAAUAUACUAUACCUCA